ACAAUCACCAUGGAUCUUUACACUUUUCUCCAAUCAAUUGCAUCCUUGUUGAUGUUUCUAUAUAUUUUCUCCAAACUAACACCCAAAAAUCCCAAGAAAAAUGGUAUUCCCGAACCUGCUGGCUCAUUGCCACUGAUCGGCCACCUCCAUCUCCUAAGUGAGAAAGAAACAGCCUGCAAGAAGCUAGCUACAAUGGCGGACAAAUGCGGCCCACUCUUCUCACUCAAACUCGGAAUUCACCGAGUUUUGGUGGUAAGCAGCUGGGAAAUAGCCAAAGACUGCUUCACCACCAAUGACCUAACUCUGGCCACUAGAGCCAACACCGCGGGCGGGCGGCAUAUGGGCUACAACAACGCCAUCUUUGCCCUCGCCCCAUACGGGGAAUAUUGGCGUAAUAUCCGAAAGAUGGUCACCAUUGAGCUUCUUUCGAGCCACCGUUUGGAGAAGCUAAAGCACAUACGUUUCUCCGAGAUGGACUACUUUAUCAAAGACUUGUAUGAUCUUUCACGAAAGGGUGCUGAGAAUUGCGCCGAAAUGGUGACUAUCAGCGAGGCGUUGGAACAGUUCACGUUCAACAUAAUCCUUAGGAUGCUCGUUGGAAAGCGAUUUUCCGGUAGUACUUGCGCCGAUAAAAACAGCGAGCCGUGGCGGUAUGAGAAAGCUAUAAAGAAAGCGAUUUAUCUGUUCGGCGUUUUCAUGUUGGCGGAUGCGCUGCCGGGCCUUGGAUGCGUUGAUAUUCAAGGGCAUAUACGUUCCAUGAAGCGAACAGCCAAAGAAGUUGACUCGCUAAUCAGUGCUUGGCUCGAUGAGCAUCUCAAGAGAAGAAAGGAAAACCAGGAUACCUGUGAAAGUGACUUCAUGGACGUCAUGUUAAAUCACCUGCCGGAGGAAACUGUAAUCUCAGGGCAUACUCGCGAUACCAUUGUAAAAGCGACAACAAUGAUUCUUACACUGACGGGAGGAGAAAGCACAUCAGUGACGAUCACAUGGGCACUUUCUUUGCUACUCAAUCACCCAAAUGUUGUAAAAGCUGCUCGAGAAGAACUGGAGCACCAAGUCGGAACCGAAAGGUGGGUGGAGGAAUCAGACAUUAAGAACCUCAAAUACCUACAAGCCAUUGUCAAGGAAACCCUACGCUUAUACCCACCAGGUCCCAUCACUGGAAUCCGCGAGGCAACACAAGACUGUCGCAUCGCCGGCUACGAUGUCUCGAAAGGGACUCGUUUAAUCGUCAACAUCUGGAAACUACAUCGAGACCCACGGGUUUGGGAAAACGCCGAUUUGUUCCAGCCAGAGAGGUUUAUGACAACACAUGCUCAUUUGGAUGUCAGGGGUCAGAAUUUCGUGUACAUGCCGUUUAGCUCCGGUAGAAGAUCGUGCCCUGGAAUGACGUUCGGACUGCAAGUGGUUCACUUGACGGUGGCUAAAUUGAUUCAGGGAUUUGACAUUAGGACAAUCGAUGGGAUGGCUGUGGAUAUGGAAGAAGGCUUAGGGCUUGCCCUACCCAAGUUGAAUCCUCUUGAAGUUGUCCUCACCCCACGCCUGCAUUCGGAACUUUACGAGGGACUUCAAGACAUAAAAAAGUACUAGAGAUUUAGCUUUUUU
Hibiscus syriacus is the source of this 1605-nucleotide messenger RNA. RefSeq names its product dimethylnonatriene synthase-like. Gene Ontology annotation, molecular function: oxidoreductase activity, acting on paired donors, with incorporation or reduction of molecular oxygen; iron ion binding; heme binding. The transcript is spliced from 2 exons. NCBI's taxonomy places the organism in Eukaryota, Viridiplantae, Streptophyta, Magnoliopsida, Malvales, Malvaceae. Gene Ontology annotation, biological process: defense response to other organism. Bases 10 to 1590 code for a protein of 526 amino acids. The record is from RefSeq and is a predicted model, not a curated record.